AUGGGAUUUCGAGUUAAAUUCAAAGUCAAAUGUCAAGGGAUUCAUACAAAUAUUAACGAUUCAUUUUUAAUGAAUAUUAAAGAAGUAUUUUUUCAAAAAGAAUGUAAAGAUUAUAAAGGAUAUAUUAAAGUAAUAGAAAUUCAAGAUAUUAGUUGUAAAGAAAAUAAAAAAAUGUGUUUAUUUAAUUCCUCUCAAAAUGAACAAACGAAUUUUAUUGAAUUUGAAAAGAAGGUAGAUGAAGGUCAAUUAAAAAAAAUGUCAAUAAAUAUUUCAUCACCAAUAAUUGCUAUUUCUCCUAUUCAAAUUAAACAGUGUAUUGAAUUUUUAAAACCAAUAAUGAAUACAAUUAUUCAAUUUAUUCAUUUAAUUUGGAUGUCUAUUAAACGUUCGUUCAAUUUUAUUUCAUCUUUAAUUGAUGGAGAGCCAAAAGAAAAUAUAAAUACAAUAAAGAGUUAUAAUGAUUAUCAAUGUUUUAUUAAACAUUGGAUUAUUUAUAUUAAAGAUAAAGAAUGGUUUGAUGUAUUUCAAUUAAAAGGAUAUACAAGUAUGACAUAUUCAAAUGACUGGGGAAAUGAACAAUUAAGAAUAAUUUUAAUGAAUUAUCAAAUUAUUUCUUCAAGUCAUAUUAUUACAAAAGUUCCAGAUAUUCUUUGUCCUACAACAACUAUUAUUAUAUUACAAAGAAAUAAAAUAAAAGACAUUUAUUGGAAUUUAGAAAUUUGUAAUGAUAAUAUUGACAUUAAUAUUUCAUCAUCAGAUAUUUGUAAUUUAAAACAAUUAUAUAUGCAAUAUCAUCAUUUUGGCAAUGAAAAUACAAAUAAUGAAUAUUAUCCAAUUGAAUUAUAUCCAAUUCAACGUGUAUUUCAUUUAAAUAUUUCUCAAAAUGUUAAAAAAGCUUUAAGAUCACUUCAAAUACAUGGAAAUAUAGAUAUUUCAAUAUAUAAAGAUGAUAAUGAAUCUAAUAAAUGGUGGUCAUAUCCAAUAUGUAAAUUAUCAUUUGAAGAAAUGUUUAUUAGAAGAGUUAUGAAUGAAAACACUUCUUUUAAAUGGGAUGGUGAUGGGUAUAUUCAAGUUACUAGUUUUGUGUAUGAUUUAGAUGAAUGGUUCUUUGUUUUAGAACCAACAAAUUUUACUAUUAAAUCAACACAAAGGAAUAUUCCUCAAAUCUUUUGUAAAGAAGUUGCAUUAAAUGUUUUUCCAAGUUUUAUGAAAGACAUUAAUGAUUUUUGUUAUUCACUUCAAAAGAAACCAGAUAAUGACUCUAUUUCUUUUUCUGAUUUUAAAAUGAUUCAAUUUAAAAAUACAACUCCAUUUAAAGUUGUUGUUAAAACAUCAACAAAAGAAUAUACAAUUAAUGAAUUAACAGAAAUGUUAAUUUCAUUUCAUGAGUUAUUUAUUAUUCAUAUUAAUGGAUUUGAACCUAUUCAAAUUCAUCUUAAAACAAGUCAAUAUAAUCUUUUAAGAAAUGGAAAAUUUAGUGGGAAAUUAAUUGUGUUAUAUAAAAAUAAUUGUUUGACAUUAACAAGUGGUAUUCUUCUUAUAAAUCAUAUUAAUGAACAAUUUUCACUUACUUUUAAAAGUUUUCAAAAUCCAAAACCAUAUAACAUUACUUUAUCUCCAUUUAAAGAAUAUUCAUUUCAUCCAAUAAUUACUACAAUUCCUAUUCAUCUUAUGUUAUCUAAUGGUUCUUCUAUUUCAAUGCCAGAUGUAAAUGAACAACAUAAUGAUGGGAUAUUAAAGAGUGAGGUUGUAUCAUUAUCCAAUCAUUCAAUAUCAUUAAUAUUUAAUACAUCAUCAAUUGAUUCUAUCAGUUUUUAUGAAAUUCAUUUAUAUAAUAGAUUCCAAAUCAUUUCAUCAUUACCGUAUAAAACUAACUAUCACUUCAAGUCAAAUUCAAAAUCUAAUCAACUUAUUAUUGAUCCAUUUCAUUCAGAGACAAUAACUGAUAUUCCAACAGAAAUAAGUUUAAGACUAGAAAAGGCAUUGAAUGGAUAUUAUCUUCCUUCACAAGAGAGGUAUUGUUUUAAAUUACCUUCAAAUGAUAAACCAUUUCAAAUUAAUGAAUUUAUGAGAGGAAAACUUACAACAAAUGUUGGAAUAACAACACUUGAAAUAUGGAUUCCUGUUUAUGUGAUUAAUAAUUCAAUUAUUCCAAUUAUGUGGAAUGAAUUGAAAAUUAUGAAUGAUUUUAAGGCAUAUCCAUCUAGUACUUCUGUUGUUACUGAAAGUACAACAUUUGUAAUAGAAGAUAAAAGUGAUUGUUAUGCAUUUAAUGUUUCUGUUGGUUUAAAUUAUAAUAUUAUUGCUUCAUGUAAAACACAACAAUACAUUAUUACUUCAUCUCAACAUUGUUACCAACCAAAACCAAGUGAACAUAUGAUUUUUGUUUCAUUACAACAUAAAUUUGUUUUCCAUAAUGAAACAAAUUAUUCAUUUAACUUUAAAACACACCAACAAGAAGGAGUGAUAUAUCCCAAAUCAAUGAUUCCAUUACUUACAAAACAAAUAUUACUUGAACGGAAUGGUAUUAAAAGAUUAUUAAAUUUAGAUCAGUCAAUGUCAAGUGAUUUAUUUUUUGAUGGAAUAUAUCAUGUAUCAAUUAAAAGAACAAAUGAUGUAUUUGUAUGUACUUUAUCUGGAUGUUCAUCUCCAACAUUGAGAAUAGAAAAUGAAUUAAAUAUUGAUUUAGAUGUUAAACAAAAAAUGUGUAAAUAUAUUUUUCAUAUUCCAUCAAUGAAAGGAUGUCCAAUUGCAUGGGAAGACUUAAAUAAAGAAAAAACAUUCAUUAUUAAUGGAACAGAAGUUUCACCUUUUAAAAUUAAUACAACAAAAAUAAAAAUUAAUGAUAAUAAUUGUAUUGUUUCAUUUAAACUUGAAAAAGGAGUUGUUAUGAAAAUUCAAUAUCAAGAAGAAGUAGAAGAAAAUAGUAUUAAAAUAAUGGAAUUAAAAGUUUUAACUAUUGGAAUUAGUGUUUUUGAUAAAUUUGCUAAAGAAAUACUGUUUGGAAGUAUUUUUGGAUUUAAAUGUAUUGGAGGAAUAAAUGAAGAAAUAGCAUUAGAAGUUUGUUGUGAUUAUUUUCAAAUUGAUUCAAUGUGGGAAGAUAAUGUUGGACCAAUAAGUAUUGUUUCAAUGAAUUCUGAUAAAUCAGAAUGGAUAGAAGAAGAGACUCAAAGAAUGGUUCAUUUUGGUAUAUCAUUUGUUCCUUCUUUUCAAACAAGUUUAACAUAUAUUAAAUUUUUAACAUUUAAUAUUCAACCAUUAAAAAUACAAACAGAUACUUUAUUACUUUCUAAAUUAAUUCAAUUAAAAGAUGAUUUUAGAUUAUUAAAACGAUAUAAAGUAUCUAAUCCAAUGCAAUUAAUUGUAGAUUAUCUUAAAAUUAAUCCUAUUUCAUUAUCAAUUCAAAUUCAAAAUAAAGGUGUAAAUAAAAAUUCUCCUUCUUUUAUUCAAUAUUUAAGUAAUCUUGGUGGUAUUUCAUUAACUUUAAUUUUACCAUCAUUUGAUCUUAAUGAAAUUGAAUCAACACCAUCAUUAUUAAUUUCAAGUUAUAAAAAUGUUUUAAUGGAUCAAUUUGGUACUUCAACAUUAAUCUCAUUAUUUUUAGGAUUUUAUAAAAUAAAACCAAUUGAAUCAUUAUCAGCAUUUAUAUAUAGACUACCACAUUCUAGUUCAUUAUUUGAUUAUAAAGUUAUUCCAUAUGAUAUAAUUCUUACUAAAGAAAAAUUUGAAUUACUUCUCACUGGAAAUUUUGGUAUUAGAGUUUAUUUAAUUCCUUCAUUUAAAAAUACAUCUAUUAAUCUAAAAGGAUUAAAUGAAAGAAGAAAACCAAGAAGAACAAGAAUGCCAUCAUUACCUUUUGAUUUUCAUUUUGAAUUUGGAAGAAGUUUAACAAACAAAGUUGGUAUUUUUGGAGUGAUUGACUUUGUUGGGAGAUUUGAUUCAAAUGGUCAAUAUGCAAUAAUUCUUUGGAAAAAACAAAAUGAAUGGUAUUUAUCUUAUCUUAAAAGAAAUUGUUGUGAAAAUGACGUUUCUUUAAUUUGGAAUUGUCUGGGUACUUUAAUUACUUCAUUUACUUCAACUUCUAAUGGUAUUGAAGUAAAUGCUGAUACAACUAAAUAUAUUCAAAAUUUUCCAUCAUCUCAAAUUCAAAAAAUCAAAGAUUUAUUAUUCAAUUCAAAAGAAUUAAUUGGAGAUAUUUCACAUUCAAUUUCUUUCAAUUAA
This is a messenger RNA of Entamoeba histolytica HM-1:IMSS, 4221 nucleotides long. RefSeq lists its product as uncharacterized. The record is from RefSeq and is a predicted model, not a curated record. The coding region runs from base 1 to 4221 and encodes 1406 amino acids. Lineage: Eukaryota; Evosea; Mastigamoebida; Endamoebidae. The transcript has a single exon.